Messenger RNA from Osmerus eperlanus (European smelt), 1624 nucleotides. Its product is annotated as interferon-induced protein 44-like. The record is from RefSeq and is a predicted model, not a curated record. The transcript has 8 exons. Bases 162 to 1049 code for a protein of 295 amino acids. Gene Ontology annotation, biological process: immune response. Lineage: Eukaryota; Metazoa; Chordata; Actinopteri; Osmeriformes; Osmeridae.
CGCCCCUGCCUCAGACAACGUGACGUACUGGCAUGCUCACCUGUGUAAUACCGGUGGCACACCGGGAAAGUGAAAGUAACUGGUAUCUGGGUUGGGUAUCUGCAUAUAUAUCAUGUCCAGUCACACCCCUGCUUAUCUGUUAGACAUCCAAGAGGGUAGACAUGGCAUCUGCUUUGAGAAAUUAUUGGUUUCCUUCAGUGCCAUCUGCAGUUCUUGAAAAACCUUGGAGGGAAACUGUCUGGACUAAUAGAGACCAGAUGGUGGAGAAACUCAGAACAUUCCCGCUGAAUGAUCCUGAAUUUGGCAUGAUCAGAAUCCUGCUGCAUGGACCUGUUGGGGCAGGAAAGUCCAGCGUUAUCAACUCAGUCAAAAGCGCCUUUGCUGGACGUGUGGUCAUGAGUGUGCUAGUAGCGUCUCUUUCCGACAUUAGCUUUACCAGCAAAUAUGAAACACAUUAUAUUAAAGAGGGAGAAGGACGUUCACCUUUUGUGUUCAACGAUAUCAUGGGUCUGGAGGCACAGGAAUCCAGAGGGGUGCACAUUGACGACAUCAUCAGUGCACUCAAAGGUCAUAUCCCAGAAGGCUAUGAGUUUAACCCCAAUGUAUUUUUGACAAAUUCAAAGCCAGAAUACGUCAAGGAUCCCAAACUAAGUGACAAAGUUCACUGUCUGGUGAGUGUUGUGUCUGCAGAUAAAAUUUCUAUGAUGUCAAAAGAGAUUACAGCCAAGAUGAGAACUGUCAGGGACAAGGCCAGCAUAUUGGGAAUUCCUCAAAUUGUUGUCAUGACCAUGGUAGACAUUGCUUGUCCAGAAGUGGCACGGGAUCUGAAAAAUAUCUACCGAAGCAAGGAGAUCAAAUCUAAGAUGGAGACCUGCAGCAAUGUGCUGGGUGUCCCAAUGACCUGCAUCCUGCCAGUGAAGAACUACCAUGAAGAGACACAGAUGAACAAUGACAUCGAUGUCCUGGUGUUGGAGGCUAUGACUAAGAUUGUAGAGGUUGCCAAUGACUACAUAUGGCACCUUCAGCAGAAGAAAAAAACCCUCUCAUGAGGCAUUACUGCACACAUAUGUCCACUGAAAGUGGUAAGAGCCUCUGUAAGUUUCAGUAAGUUAGAAGUUAUAACAGAGUUUUAACCCUGGUACACCUUUUUAAUCACUUUUGGCACUUCUCAAAUUUGACUUGCCACUGAGGUGAAAUCUAAUUUUGUCUGACCAUAGUCAUUUAAUGUAAAAAUAUUAUUAAAGGUUUACUGUUUUUACAUUCAUACAUUUACGGUUUACAUUCAUGUACAUACACGUGAUUUACAUAAAAACAAUAUCAAUGUGGUUAUUUAAUUGCAUACUUUUCUCGAUAAUAAUUGUUGAAGCUUCGGUAGACAGUACCUAAGUUUCUAAGACCUAAGAACUAAGACCCACAGUUGUCAGUUGAUGACAAACUACAAACACCCAUGGAUCCACAAACACACACUGUAUAAAUACACACAUAAUGCACAGUUUGUAUGUGGGAUAGAGUGACUGAGUUGUUGACCCAUUUCUUUGUCAUCCAAUAUGAAAAUCCUGACCAGAUUUUAAAAUGUUUUUUUCUUUCCUGUACAAACACAAUAAACACUUGAUUGAUUCUGGUA